AUGUCAUCAUACGUAUAUCAUGAUGAAUUCAACGAGAUCUCCAACAAAGUAGAUGUCCAAAUAAAUGAAGCCCAAUGUAAAAUAGUUCACGAAGAUCAUGAAAUCAGUUCCACUGUAACCCAAAAGAAAUUUACAGAAGGCAGUAAAAUCGAGAAAAUUCUUACAUUUUUGCUUAAAUACAACGCCAAAAAAAUUACACGUCAAAUUAGUCAGGGAAUUCAUGAUACCAAAAUGCAGUUAAUAUCAGACAGUCAGUUGGUACUCUCACUACCAUCAUCUCUAUACCCACGUCAUUCGGAUGUCCUCUAG
Messenger RNA from Loa loa (African eye worm), 309 nucleotides. RefSeq lists its product as hypothetical. The record is from RefSeq and is a predicted model, not a curated record. NCBI's taxonomy places the organism in Eukaryota, Metazoa, Nematoda, Chromadorea, Rhabditida, Onchocercidae. The transcript is spliced from 2 exons. The coding region runs from base 1 to 309 and encodes 102 amino acids.